This is a messenger RNA of Funneliformis geosporum, 267 nucleotides long. The record is from the annotation of a GenBank genome assembly. NCBI's taxonomy places the organism in Eukaryota, Fungi, Glomeromycota, Glomeromycetes, Glomerales, Glomeraceae.
AUGGUACCAAACGACUGUAUCUUAAUAGUUGAUGCACCAGUAGGUAAUAUUAGGAUUGAAACAACCGAACAAAUAAAAAGAAACAUGCCGAGUAAACCAUCCGGAGGUUUUGGUAAUCUUCCUGCUCCUUUAAAUCCCGACCCUGUUCCUGAUGCUCCCGAAAUAGACCCUAAUGACCCUGAUAAUGUACCCGAUACCGGAGAUAGAGACCCACCUGACGUAGACCCAGGGGCAGGAGAGGUUGAAAGACCGGAGGAUUUUGAUUAA